Pundamilia nyererei is the source of this 5289-nucleotide messenger RNA. RefSeq names its product alpha-2-macroglobulin-like. Gene Ontology annotation, cellular component: extracellular region. Lineage: Eukaryota; Metazoa; Chordata; Actinopteri; Cichliformes; Cichlidae. The record is from RefSeq and is a predicted model, not a curated record. The transcript has 38 exons. Gene Ontology annotation, molecular function: endopeptidase inhibitor activity. The coding region runs from base 1 to 5289 and encodes 1762 amino acids.
AUGGGCUGUUCAAGAAUUCUGACAUGGACACUGAGUGUCCUCCUGAGCUGGAUGUGUGUGGAUCAAGCGGUGGCUGAACCGCAGUACCUGGUGGCCAUUCCUGCAGUUAUAGAAGCUGGAGCUGAGACCAAAUUUUGUGCAAGUCUUCUGCAGCCCAGUGAGACUGUGGUCAUGACUGUCACUUUGAUGUCCAGAGAGGAGAAUACAACCCUGCUCACACAUACAUCCAAUGAAGAUUUUCUGCAUUUCAGGGUUGUUGCACUGGACCCCAAGUUGAGACCUGUCAGUCAGCUGUGCAACAUCAUUGAACUCGAGAAUCCCAAUAAAAACAGGAUUGGACAGUGGUUAAAUGAAACAUCCAAUAAUAAAAUAUUGCAGCUUUCAUACUCCUUGAACUCUGAGGCCCAUGAAGGAACGUACAAAAUAAUUGUCUCUGUGGGUGAAGAUAAAUUUGUUCACAAAUUCAAGGUGGAAAAGUAUGUUUUACCCAAAUUUGACAUAACAGUAAAUGUAUCUGAAGAAGUGAGUAUUGGCCAGGAAGAAGUUGAUAUUAAAUCAUGUGCAAAGUACACAUUUGGACAGCCUGUUCCAGGAAGUAUUACAGUUACGAUGUGCCGACUUCUUGAACGCUCUAUUUCCUCUGCUAAGAAACACAAGACAGAGGCUCCCUGCCACACAGAGACCAAACGGGCUGAUGGAACAGGCUGUGCAGCUGUUACGUUCAAGAUGUCAACCUUCACCAAAAUUAACAAAAAAUUCCUUAAAGAUAAGCUGAAUGUCAUUGCCAAAAUGGAAGAGGAGGGAACAGGAAAGUCUUGCAGCAUUUCACACAAACAAGAAAUGAAAAUAAGAAUUUCUUUUGUCCUUGGAAAAGCAUCUUUUGUUGAUGUUCCCAAGAUUUGGGAACCAGGAUCAAAUGUGGAGGGAAAAGUUAAAGCAGUUUACUACAAUGAUACACCCAUUUCCAAAGCACCUGUCUACCUGUUUGUGGGAGAACGUUGGUCGGAACGCUUACUAAAAAAUCUAACAACUGACAGCAACGGUGUCGCUGAGUUUUCAUUCAGCACAGAUAACUUUCAUGAAGAUAUUAAACUCCAUGUAACCCUGACACCAACCCUAUACUUCCAAAGCCAUAGAACUCCUUUUUAUGAUUUAGGAUUUCACACAGUGUAUACAUCCCAACCUCCUUCUCAAGAUGAAAAAACAUUUAGCUUGCUGAAGCUGAAGAUGAAGGAUAAACCCCUUUCCUGCGAUGCAGAAGAGGAUAUAUCUAUUCAGUACACUAUAGUGAGGGAAACCGCAGUUUACAUGGAUGUGGUAUAUCUGGUGUUGUCCAGAGGAGCCAUUGUCAUGCAAGGAUUUAAACAGAUUAAAUUUAAAGAUCAGUCAGUGAAUGAGGGUGAGGUGUCCUUUAAAUUGAGAAUUUCUACUGACAUGGCACCAGUCGUCCAGAUUGUAGCAUAUGCUGUACUUUCCAGUACGAAUGUGAUUGCCCACAGCGCUGACUUCUCUACUGAGAAAUGCUUCAGUCACAAGGUGUCAUUGGAGUUCACACCUUCUUCAACUGUGCCAGGAGAAAAAACCAACAUGGAGGUGACGGCGCUUCCACACUCUUUGUGUGGUUUAAGUGCCAUCGACAAGAGUGUCCUCAUCAAAGAGCCUGAGAAUAUUCUGGAUGCAGAUAAGAUAUUUAACUUGCUGCCUGUCAUGAAAGCAUCUUAUUUCCCAUAUCGGCUACGAGAACCAAGAAAAUGCUUGAAAGUGAGAACAAGAAGAUAUAGUUCACCUAAAGGAGAUAAUGAAGCCUACAUUGCUUUUCAGAGAGUAGGAUUAAAGGUGGCAACAAACCUGCUGCUCGAAAUUCCUUCAUGUCUGAGUUUCAUGGGAAGAGAAUACGAUUUUUAUUCUUUCUUUUUUUUUCUUUUUUUUUAUGAUUCUAAAUUACAAGCGGGUUCAAGUUACUCUGGAGGAUCUUUAGGUCCAUCAGAAGGACCGAUGAAAACUGUCCGUGCUUUCUUCCCCGAGACUUGGAUUUGGGACCUGGUGGAAGUUGGAGAGUCUGGAUCAAAGGAUGUGUCCCUCACUGUCCCUGACACCAUCACGACCUGGGAGACGGAGGCUUUCUGCUUGUCCUCUCAGGGUUUUGGUUUGGCUCCUCGUCAAGAAGUUGAGGUCUUCCAGCCCUUCUUCCUCGAGCUCACCAUGCCCUACUCCAUCAUCCGUGGGGAGCACUUUGAACUGAAGGCAACUGUCUUCAGCUACCUGACCAGCUGCAUCAUGGUCACAGUCUUUUCUACGCCUUCCUCAGAUUAUACCCUCACCCCUCUUUCCGGUGAGCAGUACACAUCCUGUUUGUGUGCUAAGGAGCGCAAGACUGUGAGCUGGACCAUGAUUCCAACAGUUUUAGGGGCUGUGAAUGUGACUGUGUCUGCUGAGGCAGUGCCAUCCCAUGUUUCAUGUGAUAAUGAGGUUGUGAGAGUACCAGAGAGAGGCCGCAUUGAUGUGGUCACAAAAUCCUUCAUAGUAAAGGCUGAGGGGACUGAGAUGACAAAGACAUCCAACUGGCUGCUUUGUCCAAAAGGAGACACACUGACAGAGGAAACUGAGAUACAGCUGCCUGAGAAUGUGAUUGAAGGAUCUGCCCGCACUUUUGUAUCAGUCCUGGGUGACAUCCUCGGCCGGGCUCUGAAGAACUUGGAUGGACUGCUCCGGAUGCCAUAUGGAUGUGGAGAGCAGAACAUGGCUCUUCUAGCCCCCAACAUCUACAUCCUCCAGUACCUGAAAGGCACACAGCAGCUCACCCCAGCUAUCAUGGAAAAAGCUGCGAACUUCCUGACCAGUGGUUACCAAAGACAGCUGAACUACAAAAGUGAUGAAGGCGCAUACACCACAUUUGGAAGAGGACCAGGAAACACUUGGCUGACUGCUUUUGUGAUGAGAAGUUUUGCCAAAGCUCAGUCUUUUGUCUACAUUGAUCCAAAAAUCAUUCAAGAAUCUAAGACAUGGCUGGAAAAUAAACAACAAACAAAUGGCUGUUUUAAAAAGUCAGGCGAACUCUUCAACAACAGAAUGAAGGGUGGUGUGUCUGAUGAAGUGACUCUCAGUGCAUACAUCACUGCUGCUUUCUUGGAAAUGAAUAUGUCCCAACAUGAUCCUGUGGUGAAUAAUAGCUUGGCUUGUCUCAGGGAGUCCAUCAAUGACCUCAGCAACACCUACACUACAGCUCUGCUGGCCUAUGUCUUCACCCUGGCAGGAGACACGGAGACCCGCACUCACCUUUUGCAGCACUUAGACACAGUUGCAGUGAGGGAAGGAGGUUUCCUGUACUGGUCUCAGACAGCAGCAGAAACAUCAGCCUCCCUGUCAGUGGAAAUUAGUUCUUAUGUGCUGUUGGCCAAACUCAGUGCCUCCACAACUGCUGAUGACCUGGGUUAUGCCUCUGGCAUUAUUAGGUGGCUGACUGGCCAGCAGAACUACUAUGGAGGCUUCUCCUCCACUCAGGACACAGUGGUGGCUCUUCAGGCUCUGGCUCUCUACUCCACUCUGGUGUUCAGUCCUGAGGGUUCAAGCACAGUGACAGUUCAGUCUGACAGCAGUCAGCUGACAUUUGAUGUAAAUCCGGGCAACAAACUGCUCUACCGGGAGGAGACGAUGCAGGGCGUGUCAGGAAGAUACAGCCUGGAGGUGAAGGGCACUGCAUGUGUGUCAGUGCAGAUUUCUGUUCACUACAACAUCCCGAGUCCCACUGAUGUCACUACUCUCAGCGUGGAGGUCAAAUCAGAGGUUGAUGCAACAAGUGAAUCCAGACGCAAGCUCACUCUGACAAUAAAAUCCCUGUACAGUGGAAAGGAGAAUACUACCAACAUGGUGAUCCUGGAUAUCAAAAUGCUCUCUGGAUUUGUCCCAAAUGCAGUGUCUUUAAAGAUGCAUGUACUGGAGCUGGAAGCCAGGGAACCACUGCACACAUUCAUAUACAUUGAUGAGGCGGGUUUCAAUCUGGCCAAAGGCGUGGAAGAAAUCGCAUUGGACAGAGAACGGAGAAAAGGAGAAGAUCAAGACAGAGUUUUGCAGAGGAAGUUUCACACCAUCACUCUUCCUAGUGGAGAAGUGUGGCUGACCGUGAGCCGGACAAGUUCACCACAGAUCUCUGACCAGCCAUCGACAAGCCAAUCACUGAGCUCUAGAAACCCAAACAUAAAGGGUCUUGAGAAGACUUUCAGGAUAGAUGUUUUCCUGAUGUUUUUCCUGAGAGACAACUGUAAAGCAUACAAAUUUUUUGAAAAACAACUGUCGUCAAUCGACUGCACAUUGGAGCUAAAUUUUGAUGAAGAGGAGGUUUUGGUUAGAGGAGAGGUUGACAAGGGGCCAGGAGGAGGUUUUGGUGGUGCUGCAGAGAAAUGGGAGUGUCAAGUGGAUCAGGUCUUUAUUCGGCUCACUGAGAGCUACAACUGCUAUCAUGUGCUUGAGCCAAAACAGGUGAAAAUGGUACUGCAGGACUCGGCCUUUAAGACAGAUGAUAUCAAAGUUUACACAGAGAGUGGCUAUGCUGUGGUUGUGGGAGAGGUUGAUGCCAUGAAGGAGAAGAUUGCAAUUCUGGAAAAAAGCCUACCCACCAGAAAGGAAGUGCCGAUUGUGGAGAAGAACUUCAAGCUCAUAGAAGAAGAGUUCAAUCGAGAAAUGCGUGCUAAUUGUCCAGAGGUUACAAUCAUCAGAGGUAGUGCCAUGAUCACUUUGGAGGGCCCUGACAAAGAGGUGCAGUCAGGAGCUGCAAAACUGGUUGAACUGAUUAAGAACGUAAAGGAGAAGAGCGUUAAGUUCCCUACAGCUCUGCUAACCUUCAUGAAGACCAGUGAUGCCAUCCCAAAAUACCAAACUCGCUUCCAGGGGUUUGUCAAGGUCUGGCUGUGUGGCAAGCAGAGGUUGGACCCAAAUGCAGGACUCCAGAGACGAAACAUGAACUUAUGCAGCUUUAUUGCUGAGAACUACAAACUGAAAAUUGAGCGUUUGCAGAACGUUCACCUGCGGCGCACCUAUGAAGCACAGAAGAAGCACAUUUCUGAUAAGAACGCACAGGAGGGAGGAGCAGGGGAGAAACUUCUGUACCACGGGACGACCCAGGAAAAUUGCAACUCCAUAGUGAAAACUGGAUUCAACAGGAGCUUUGCUGGACAAAAUGUUCCAGUCAGUCUCAGCAAUGUCAUCAUAGAAACCAUGAUAGAUGAUCCCCAUCUCGGUCAUCACACACUCCUCCCUCUCCAUCUCAUCAUCCAGAAACACAGCAUCCUCUGA